GUUGUGAUCCGGAAGAAAUGACGAUACAUACAAAGAAGAAGAAAAAAAAAAUGCAAGAACUAAACGGAAGUAGUCUGCAUUAGAGGAAAACUCUUGUAACGGGUUUGGAUUCUUUGUCGAGGCCACCCGGUAAAAAGAUCUUUAACAAUGGUGAAGAUCUUUGUGGGAAACCUGCCCCGAGAGGCGGACCAGGAUGAAAUCAAGGCACUGUUUACCCAGUACGGCACAGUCACCGAAUGUGCAAUCAUCAAGAACUACGCCUUCAUCCACAUGGAUGACCGCAAGGCUGCAACAAAAGCUAUUAAGAAUCUGCACCUCUACAAGCUUCAUGGCACACCAAUCAAUGUGGAGGCCAGCCACGGGAAGAACCAGGGUUCAGUCAAACUGCAUGUAGCCAAUGUAGAAAAGGGAGCAGACGACGAGCUCCGUGCUCUCUUUGAAGAGUAUGGCACAGUCACAGAGUGUGCUGUUGUCAAGAAUUUUGCUUUUGUACACAUGCCCAACUCUGACGAGGCCAUGGAUGCCAUCAAGGGACUGGACAAUACUGAAUUUCAAGGAAAACGCAUCCAUGUCCAGAUUUCUAAGAGCCGCCCCAGACACGAUGAACGGGAUGACUACCCUCCUCCUCCCCCAGACAGGGGUGGCUAUUGGCCCCCUCGUUACCCAGGAGAGCGGCAUGAGCCUCCCCCCCCACCCAGCUACAUGAGAGGCCGCCUCAGCCAUAUACCCCCAGGUUACCCCGCCCCUCCUCUGCCACCCCCUCCCCCUAGACGAGCCGUUUAUCCUGACCGUCCUUAUGAGGGUGAGAGGGACAGAUAUGGUGUGGUAGAUUACUAUGAGAAGUACAGAGCCCGUCCGUAUGGCAUCGCCUCCUACGAGGACCAACGUGCUGGCGCCCCUCCUCCCCCUCCCCCCCCAGCCGUCGUCCGAGACCGUCUUAUGACCUCGUCGCUUGACCCGUAUGAGCGUCGUCCCCUCCCACCUCCUCCGUCUUCGUACUAUCCCCGAGAUCGCAGUCCCCUCAGGAGAGCGCCUAGCGCGCCAAUGCCCCCCGCCAGUAACGGCUACUCCUACGAGCGCUCACGACUCUCUCCGGUUUCCCGAGUCCCAGCAUACGGAGUUCCACGCGCCAGGGACCCCUACGCAGAACGGCUGCCUCCGCCACCGCCUGCACGCUACGCUUAUUAAGCCAAGCCCUGGCAUGUAAAGGAUCGUCGUCCGACUGCGUCGCCGCUCGCCGCCUCCUGAUGCACGUGACACUAUCCUCUUCUGUCUGUGGCUGAGCGCGUUACGUUCUCCUGCGGCGCUCACAGGAGGAACUGAAUUGCCGACGUCCACGUCUGAUUUUGUUUUUAUUAUUUUGGGACAGUUUUUACUCGUUUUUCUCCUCCCUGAUUGUUUUAGUUUCCUAUUGUGCUGUAGCAUUUUUUUAUGCUUGACGUCUUAAUUAGGCGGUUUUUUUUAUUUGUACUUUUACGUUUGAAAAAAAUUAGUGUUCUGAUGUUGUGUGUGACCUUAGAAAGCUGAAUAAUUUCAGCAGCAGUCAAGGCGAUACUUGUGACUGUAGAUUUAACUGAACUGUAUCAUGUUUGGUAUUAAAUCUAAUCUGCACGUUGGUUCCAUUGUGUUACGCUUUCCCAUCGAAAACCAAACCUCCAUUUGGCGUUGCUGUGAACAUUUAAACUGCUAAGACGUAGGGCUUUGACAAAUGUAGAAAGUAACUGUUAAUAGGACCGUUACCGCAAAGCGUUCACAUGUACCUGUCCAUUGUCGAACUUGUUUUUCAUAAACGGAUUUGUGCAGUAAUGUUGUUCACAGAUUUGCCCAAAAUCAUGCCCAGCGCUAAAACACCUCAUCAGUGUAACCGCUUGAAUUGCUUCGAUGACUCUACUAGGAUCUUUCGAAAAAAUAAUCAGCUCCUAUAAUUAAUGAUUAUCCGUUUAUUAAUGAUAGCACGUAUAACAAACUUGUUAAAAUCGUCACGCUGAUUAAAGAAAUCUCUCCUCUGGUCUUGUCUGGAAUGGUACAGCAUUUAUCAUUCAUCAGCGUACUUUUGGCUUGUCCCCUUCAGUGCCAAAACUUGAAACGUGUUCACAUUACAACUUGAGUGAAGAAGGGCGUAACACGCUUCACCAGGUGAGAUUUCAUAGCUGAGACUAGGUUACCUUGAAUCUGGGGGGAGAUGACAUCAAAGGCUGCAGGAGACCUUCAGAGUCAACAGGUAAGUCGAGGGCUUUAAGGACCACGGAAGUAGAAGGUACUACUGACAGCACAUGCUCACAUUGAACUUUUCUAGGUAAAUAUUACUAGUUUAGGCCUAUUUACUACAGAGGUUUGUAUCAGUGGAAAUUAACUUUGAUCAUUUACUAGUGUUAACAAGUACAUUGCCUGUACACACAGCUAUGUACGGAUAGUUACAUAUAUUUUGACAGGCCUUUUUAAGGCUCCGUCAGCAAGUGAAUACAGACUGCGGUCUUCAAAACCAGCAGGGUUUGAAGACCAUGGUCGUUUUUUAAAUUGGAAAUUUAGAGAAGCAGUCAGGCUGGCUUGGUUUCUUUAAGAUUGACACGAGUUGAGUUUGACUGAAUGGACUUGAAGAACGCAAAGUGAAGUCACACUUGGUCUUGCAGAUACAUACAGGAUUUUAAAAUCCUGGUAAAACAUGUAGUCAAUUAACAAUACAAUGGAAAUGCUAUUUUAACAGAUUUUACACAACAAUUUUGAUGAAUGACAAAAUUACAGUGCUUUGAAUUGUAUUGCUGUUUUGGAAGCUGACCUGCAUGAAUAAAAUAUUUCAAACAAUAA
Molecule: messenger RNA, 2805 nt
Organism: Cottoperca gobio
Lineage: Eukaryota; Metazoa; Chordata; Actinopteri; Perciformes; Bovichtidae
Product: RNA-binding protein 4.1-like
Exons: 4
Coding region: 148-1188 (346 amino acids)
Cellular component (GO): nucleus
Molecular function (GO): mRNA binding
Source: RefSeq, a predicted model, not a curated record